AUGGCUGUUGCAUUUAUCUUGACGGCUACCGUUGACCGUCGAUCUGGUAUGAAGUACCCCACUGAACUCACAGCGAUAUUCCAAACCGCUGCUGCUACAGUGAUCCACCACGAUACCGUUGUGGCACUCAGAAGUAUGGGCUUUGAUAUGGAAAAUAUAGGUGACAUGCCUUGCGUAGUUGUGGAUGAUCCGAUGCUUAAAGCUGCAGUAGACCAAAAUGACGAGCCGUGA
Plasmopara halstedii is the source of this 231-nucleotide messenger RNA. RefSeq lists its product as uncharacterized. The record is from RefSeq and is a predicted model, not a curated record. The transcript has 2 exons. Bases 1 to 231 code for a protein of 76 amino acids. NCBI's taxonomy places the organism in Eukaryota, Oomycota, Peronosporomycetes, Peronosporales, Peronosporaceae.